[Candida] anglica is the source of this 2139-nucleotide messenger RNA. NCBI's taxonomy places the organism in Eukaryota, Fungi, Ascomycota, Pichiomycetes, Serinales, Debaryomycetaceae. The record is from the annotation of a GenBank genome assembly.
GAACGGAGGCCCAAAAAAAAAAAAAAGAGAAUAAAAAGUAGUCAAACAAAGCAUGAUGAUAGAUUCACGUCUUAGCAUAGAGAAAAAGAAUACUCAGAUGUCAUCACCACAAUUAAAUGGAGGUCCUAGUAGACCGGUUCUUCUAGGAAGUAAUAGCACCAAUAGUCUUCACCAACAUAGUAAUCAUAAUCAACCACAUCAUAAUCAUAAUAAUCAUAAUGGAGGACGUAAGAGAUCGAAUUCAAGAUCGCAAGUGGUAUCAUUACCACAACUUCCUCAAUCGAAUACAUCAAGUAAUUCAAAUGAACAUCCUGAUAAAAGAUCACAAAUGCAAUAUAUUGUAACAUUGAUCCCAUUAAAUGAUACAUUUAUCAAAAAGAAUUUAUUAGUACCAUAUUUCCCAGAAACUUUAAAGUUAGGUAGACCAGCUGGAUCAAAAGUUAAACCGGAAAUCAAUAAUGGAUAUUUUGAUUCUAGAGUUCUUAGUAGAAAUCAUGCGGCCAUAUUUGUUGAUCCAUCAAAUGGUAAACUUAUGAUUAAAGAUUUAGGCUCAUCAAACGGAACAUUUGUAAAUGAAUUGAAAAUUGGACUGGAUCCAAUUGAAUUGAAAAUUGGGGAUAUCAUAUAUUUAGGAUUCAAUAUUGAAGUUGAUACAAGUCAUAAAAAGAUUAGUGCCAAAAUUGAAAAUAUUAAUAUGAUGCCUAAUUAUUUAAAGACUGGGGAUAUUUCAACUCUAGUUUUAUCAUCACCAACUUCUUCAGCCUCUUCAGCUUCCGCUUCUGCAUUGGCAAGGUCUAAAGGGGUAGAUAGCCCGGAAUAUAAGCAUUAUACGUUUAUUCAAAGUAUAUUUAGUAAUGCUUCCAAUGAACCAAAUAAUGAACCUCCAAUUUCAUUUGAUAAUGCAAUCUUUGGCGAUAUUAACCCAAACUUAGAAGGAAGUCUACUUGGACUUAACCCCAAGGGAGGAUGUGGGAUAUUCAAUAAUUCUCAAAUUACAAAUUCAGUAAGUCUUGAACAAACCAUAAAUUUAUUGGCUACAAAUCUUAGUAAAGUUAAACAACAGAACUCAACAUUAAAAUCCCUUGAAGAUUUCAUAUUAAAAUAUCAAUCAAGAUUGAAUGAAAUGAAUCAAAAUUACAUUACAGAUCAAUUUGAGAAAACUGUACAACAGUACCAACAAAAGAUUUCUGAAGAAUCUCAAUCAACUAAUAAGAUUAAACUGGAAUAUGAAAAAUAUAGAAUUAAAAGUAACCUGAAAGUUUCACAAUUAGAGAAGGAAAUGAAAUUAUUACAAAGUGAAACUGAUUCAUUAAAACUGCAACUUAAAGCUAGUAAGCUUGCUAUAAGAAAUGCAGACAUGGAAAGUAGAGAUCUCGUUGCAACACAAGCUAGUCUGAAUUCAAAUUCAAAUUCAAACUCGAAUGUUUCUAAUUCUUUACCACUGCAAGUUAUUGCUCAAGAACCUAUCCAAGAAUCUAUAGAUAUGGAAGUUGGUAGAGAACCACUGAAAAUCCAAGCUGUUGGAGUUACACCUCCAGUCUCUGAUGAAGAAGAAGAAGAUAUUCCCUCGCAUCAAGGUCAACAAGAAGAAGACCCACAAUCUCAUAACCAAGUGUCAACUGCACCCGUGGAGAAUAAUAAAGAAGAGCUGCCAUUCCUGGAAAGCUCCACUAUUUCGACUGGAACUGACAGGGAAAUUGAUAAUGAAAAAUUGAAAACUACUACCACUGACAUUCCUAUUGAAACAGCUUUAAAACCAUUGCUUGGAUUUCAACCAUUCAAUCUAAUAAUAAUUCUGGUUGUUUCGGUUAUGAUCAUAUCACUCGUAUUAUCAUUCCUAAAUGGCUCUAAAUUUACCAUUGGGAAAUACUCCCCAGAAAUUGUUGAGGAAUAUAUUGAUUAGAAUUCAAACGGGUGAACGCCACUAAUGAGAUUAACCAGAUCAUUGUUCAAAUUGUUCUCAUUUCUAAGAUAGGAGCUAAAAAGGUUGUUCUGAAUCAUCUAAAAAAGAAUUACAAGUGUGGUUUGUUGUCAUAAGAAUAAUCUAGAAGCGACACACCAGCAAUCCUUAUCCUUAUUUUCUAAAAGAUUAUAUAAAUACAUAAUUAAAAUCACAUUAAUAAUUCUAAUAGUUUAUCA